GAUUCAUCUUUUAAAAUCCAGAUAUAAAUAAAUAAAUCAAAAAUAAGUUGAAUUCGUGGAGGUUCAUGAGUCACUUUAGGUUUGUAAUCAACUGGGUUUUGCGUGGAUUUUACAUUUGAAUGUUCAGGACCAAUUAGUCAAUCCAAGUAACCUUUGGCAGAAAAAAAUAUGCAUUCAAGAAUGGCAGUAGAAACAAGUACACCGUUAAAAGAAGCGCUUUGUGCUCAACAGCAACUUCUGCAAAAACUUUAUAAUGAACUGGAAGUAGAAAGAGAAUCCUCUGCUACAGCAGCUAGUGAAGCAUUAGCAAUGAUACUGCGUCUCCAAGGAGAAAAAGCUGCUGUAAAGAUGGAAUCUGAGCAAUACAAAAGGCUGUCAGAGGAGAAAAUGUAUCAUGCUGAGGAAUCUAUGGAAAUAUUUGAAGACUUGAUCCAUCAAAAAGAAAUGGAAAUCGCUAAUUUGGAUUACCAAGUUCAAGCCUAUAGAUACAAACUAUCAAGCUUAGGGCUUGAAGAAAUUGGAUCAAACGAAAUAACAUUUCCCGAAAAUUUGUUGCAGUUGAAUGAAACUUCUGUGGUAGAAACAAGUCCAGAGAAUCUUUUGAGGAGAAAUUCUGCACCACCAAAACUUCUGAAAAUGGCAUAUCUGAAAAGGGGUAAUCUUGAAAGAAAUAGAUCUGUGAGUCCAGACACUGGUAUUGUUUCAAAAACAGUCGAGGAAAGUGGAGGGGAAGAUGAAAGUUAUCAAACAUUGGAUUCAGAGAAACAUACAGAUGGGAUUACUUCGUAUUGGGAUCAGAUUCGCAAGUUAGAUAAGAUAGUUGAAGAAAUGGCAGGAGAGCAAUACGUGAAUAUGAGGGGUAGAUCUUCAAGAUCGUCCUCUGCAUUUUCUGAAAUUAAUGAAUUGGAACAAGCUCAAAGUUUGAAAAGGCCAAUGGAUGAUGAGAUGCUAUCAGAUGCUUGUUCUUUGAAGGUUCAUGAUGUAUUUGAAGUCCCUGAAACCAAUGAAAAUCUUUUGGGGAAUGAAAAACUCGCAAAAGGUAAUGGGAAAUCAAUCUGGAAAGAUGAAAAUAAGGUUGAGAAACUAGCAACUUUUCCAGAAGAGGAUACGAAAUUGAUGAAUCUCAAAGAUAUGCAGGUUUUCUUGCCUCAAGAUACUAUCGUUGUCAAUUGUCACAUGGCCAUUGAUGAUGGGUCAUCUCAACAAGUGAAUACUACGACAGAGAUAACAGAGAGUGAGGGGCAAGAUGUGAGAUCACAAGAAGUUGACUCUGCAGGAAGGGAAGAGGUGUUGAGAUUGUUAUACGAGAUUAAUGAGAAAUUAGAUUGUAUACAAUCGGAGAUUAAAAGUGGAAAAAUGAUACAGAAGAAACCAUCUCCGAACUUUGACUUACCUAUGCUUCAACUUACAGAGGCAAUGCUGCAUUUUUGGCUCUGAUGUGAAAAACCAAGUUCCUAAUUGAUGACCUGGUGAUGAUAUUGCUGCUACUUGAAAAUUUCAGCUACCAUGCAAGUGUUUGUUUCCUUCUAACUACGAGGUUUGGCGUGUAAAGUGAGCGAUUGUUGUGAUUUUGAUUGCUUGGUAGCUUUGUAUAUUUGUAUGUACUGCAUAUAUACUUGUACAUACGAUCAUGUUAGCCUGUUAAAGGUAUUGGGAGUUGCAGUUGCUGAGAAAGUUAACUCAGAGGAGGUGGGAUUGUUACUUAAAAUGCUUAUGGAAAGCAAUCUGUACUUCUGUAGUGUUGCUUGAUUUUUGGACCAUAGUAUUUGGUUUAAUGCAGCGUGUUACAACUA
Messenger RNA from Erigeron canadensis, 1793 nucleotides. RefSeq lists its product as uncharacterized. Lineage: Eukaryota; Viridiplantae; Streptophyta; Magnoliopsida; Asterales; Asteraceae. The record is from RefSeq and is a predicted model, not a curated record. Bases 169 to 1437 code for a protein of 422 amino acids. The transcript has 3 exons.